GGAGGAGGAGGAGGAAAAGGAGGGGGCACCUGACCUGCUGCUGCUGCUGCUGCUGUGCCAGUCCCUGCUGCUGAUAGAGCUGCAUUGAGGACCAGCCCCACAGCCCAGUCCUCCCAGAUAGAUGGACUUUAAGAAAAUUGCUGAGGAAAUUUCCCAAAAGAUUUUGUCAUACAGCCGUGAUACAUCAGGGUGGAAAGUGGCUAAAACUUCAAAAAAGAUUACAGUUUCCUGGAAGCCUUCUAAAGAGUAUGGAGGAAAUUUGUACCGUGGAGAAGGAGUUAUAAAAGAGGCCCCAGCUAAAUUAAUUCAGUUCAUGUACUUUCCAGAACACCGAACCAAGUGGGAUAAGUCUUUACAAAUAUAUAAACUUUUACAAAGGAUUGAUGCGGAUACAUUCAUUUGUCACACCGUUACGCACAGUUUUGGCAUGGGCUCUAUAUCGCCCAGAGAUUUUGUCGAUUUAGUACACAUCAAGGUCUACGAAGGGGAUGUUUCAAUCGUCAGUUCAGUGAGUGUGGAGUAUCCACAGUGCUGUCCAUCUUCAUCUUGCAUCCGCGGUUAUAACCACCCUUGUGGUUAUGUUUGUUCGCCUCUGCCAGAGAAUCCAUCAUAUUCCAGAUUGGUGGUGUUUGUUCAGCCUGAACUGGGAGGAAACUUACCCCGUCCAGUGAUUGAAUCUGCACUGCCUACCAGUUUAAUAAACUUGAUCGGCGAUUUAAAAGAUGGAAUAAAAUCACCCAAGAGUCAUUCAUCACAUGCACACAAAAAAUGAAAUUGUUUUACUGCUAUUAAAGCAUAUACUGAUAUUCCUCCAA
Molecule: messenger RNA, 815 nt
Organism: Ornithorhynchus anatinus (platypus)
Lineage: Eukaryota; Metazoa; Chordata; Mammalia; Monotremata; Ornithorhynchidae
Gene: STARD6
Product: StAR related lipid transfer domain containing 6
Exons: 7
Coding region: 122-772 (216 amino acids)
Molecular function (GO): lipid binding
Source: RefSeq, a predicted model, not a curated record